AUGCCAUCCGUCAUCGACCCCCACUAUCUCUGGGCGGCCGGACACCUCACCGUCCUCUUCAACUCUGCAUAUGUGAUCCUCCAGACGCUGCUGUUCCGCGGUACCCCCGUCAAGUGCUAUCGCCUGGUGUACAUUGGUGCCCUCCUGUCGUACUCGAUUGUCGUGUUCAAGAGCCUCGGCAAGCCGAGCGGCGCUGCCUGGCUCCGUCGCGCGUUUGUCGAUGAGAACGCGCAGUACGGUCUCCUGGCAUUCUACUGGCUCAUCUCCAAGCCCAUCAAUGUCUCGAUCCUGCCCUUUGCGACCUUUUCGCUCUUCCACUGCGCGACGUUCCUGCGCACCAACAUCCUGCCCAAGUUCUACCCCAAGGUCGCUGCCGGCGCCGCGCGCCCUGCUCCCAACUGGGCCGAGAACCUCGGACGCCAGAUCCAGCUGUGGGUCAAGGGCAACUACGACAAGGCCAUGAACUUUGUCGCGUACGCCGAGCUCCUCAUCCUCGCCCGCUCGCUCCUCGGUGCCAUCACCUUCCGCUCGUCGUUUGUCACCCCCAUCUUCCUCGCCCACUUCAUCCGUCUCCGCUACCACGCGUCGCCCUUCACCCGCAGCGCCAUGGACAGCAUCACCGUCCGCCUCGACAAGCUCGCCGCCGGCCACCCCGGUGCCGUCCAGAACGGCUGGACCACCGCCAAGCGCCUCCUCGGCACUUGGGUCGGUGGCACCGCCGCCCCCCACCCGGCUGGCGCUGCCCCCGCUGCUCCGGCUGCUGCCCCCGCCGCGGCUGCGACGGGCGCCAACCCCGCCGCCGGCGCAGGUGGUGCCGGCACUGGCGCCCAGCAGCGCCGCUAA
Molecule: messenger RNA, 843 nt
Organism: Apiotrichum porosum
Lineage: Eukaryota; Fungi; Basidiomycota; Tremellomycetes; Trichosporonales; Trichosporonaceae
Exons: 5
Coding region: 1-843 (280 amino acids)
Biological process (GO): membrane organization; endoplasmic reticulum tubular network organization
Cellular component (GO): endoplasmic reticulum; membrane
Source: RefSeq, a predicted model, not a curated record